AUGGCUAGUCGAAAACCUAGCGAGCAGCCUCGAACCGGGACAGAGCAGAUUAAAGAGCAACUUCUUGCUAUCGAGCGAGCAGAUGCUCUCUAUGGGUGUUAUAGAACAACGACCCCGGGAGUCUACCGAGGCUGGCUUUAUAAUCUCUACGAAACCGUUUUAUUUGGCGACCCCAAUGAGGCACGAAUCCCUUCUGCUCAAAGUCCUCCACUUUAUGCUGCCGUUGAGUGCUACUUUAUGACCGCAGCCCUUGAUUUAUUCAAGAUAAUCAUUCCUGUGAAACCUUACUUCUAUAUCCAGGCUCCUGUGGAGAAUUACUUAUUCAUACAAGAGCGUCUCCUUUUACACUACCCUGACUUGCACAUUGAGAUGACGCUGAUAGAGCGCAAUGACUUGUCGGUCCAGAAUCACAUUGCUAAUGAUGGAAUAGCUCACUUGCGUCUUUCCUUUGACAAUCUCACUAAUCUCCGCACUGUGUCUACAGCCCUACUUGGGUUACUCCGCCAGAAAGAGCUUUCUGCUGUCGGUGAUAUUUAUAACAAGGCUGGAAUUGCCCGAAUUACACCAAACACGGACAUCAAAUCCAUUCCUCGAACACUCAAGUCCCUCGUGGAUUAUAUAGGUAACGUUUUGGAACACGAUGUCAACCUGACCGCUCGGUUCCUUAUAGAUAAUGAACUAACCAUGUCGACAUGGUACAGCGUGACAGUAAAACCAGAGUUAGAAACUCCUUUACUAGAACGCCUAGAGGGUGGUGAAUUUGAGCUCCCACCUGUUCCAAAGGUACUAGCCUAUGACAUAGAGACAACAAAAAAGCCCCUUCGCUUCCCAAAUGCGGAGGCUGGAGACCAAAUAAUGUGCAUUUCAUAUAUGUUUGAUGAUCAGGGGUAUCUGCUAAUUAAUCGUUCAAUCUUCAGCAGAGAUAUAACUGAUUUUGAAUAUACUCCAAAGCCCGAGUUCCCCGGAAAAUUUGCCUGUUUCAACUUACCUACGGAGAAGGAUCUCCUAAUCUUUUUCUUCACACAUAUACGUACAGCCCGGCCGAACAUUUUUGCAACAUUCAACGGGGACUUCUUUGACUGGCCCUUUGUUGACGUUCGUGCAGCAGCCUAUGGCAUGGAUUUGCUAGACGAGAUUGGAGUUUUAAAAUCUGAGUCCACUUCCCGUGCUGGACUUGUUGAGAAGCAAUAUUAUGCACGAGCUGUCCCCCAUUUGGAUUGUUUCAGAUGGGUGCGUCGUGAUUCCUACCUUCCCCAGGGCUCACAAGGCCUUAAAGCUGUCACACGGGCCAAACUGAAAUAUCAUCCCGAUGAGCUUUCUCCUGAGUUAAUGGUUUCCUAUGCCCAGACAGAUCCGCAGGUUCUGGCUUCUUAUUCUGUCUCUGAUGCCGUUGCGACAUACUAUCUAUAUCGAAAAUAUGUACAUCCAUUCAUUUUCGCACUGGGAACCAUCUUACCCCUGAAUCCAGAUGACAUUCUGCGGCGAGGAACAGGAACGCUUUGCGAGCACCUCCUCAUGGUGGAAGCAUACCAGGCUAAUGUGCCGUUCCCCAAUAAGCAUAAUGACCCGCUACUUCAGGUAGUGUUUGAUGCAAAUAAGGAAAAACGAAUCUUACUUAAUCAGACCUACGUCGGUGGCAAGGUGGAAGCAAUAAAUGCAGGUGUCUAUAGAAACGACAUUGCCUACGACUUCGGAUACUACAGUGAAGCCUUUAAGACUAGGAGGUUUGAAGGGUAUGGAUAUCUGCUACGAUACAUAGACAGAGAUCUGAUUAUUCAGCUUAAUGUGAGCAAAGUGUGUAACGAACAUACGAGCGCAUACCAAAGUGUGCUCAACAUACUUGAAGAGAUAAGCUUGGAACAGAAGACGAUUGAAAGUAUAUGUAAGAAGGAUUCUCAUGCUUCAGCAACAGAAUUAUGUUUUUAUAAAACGCCAAACAAAAACAUUAUCUGGCUGCCAGAUACCUGGACUAAAGCCAGGGAGCGACUAAAAGAAAGACUUUCAAAACCGUUUGAGUCUUAUGGCAAUCAUGUUGACAACCUCAUUAGGCAUGUUGAGACUACUAUCUGUUCCAAUUAUUCUGAAGUACGGAACUAUAUUAUCGAAGGAUUGGUUGCAUGUAGCAAUACCGUUACUUCCAAGCCCCUUCUCUAUCACCUCGACGUUGCAGCUAUGUAUCCGAAUAUCAUGUUAACAAACAAGCUCCAGCCUACUGCUAUUGUUGACCCAAAUACAACUUGUGCUUCUUGCGACUUUAGCACUAUUAAAGAGGCGCAAGUAUGCCAGCGUAUCAUGGAAUGGGACUGGCGAGGGUCCUACUACCCACUCGACUUUUCAGAGUAUCUGAUGAUAAAAAAUCAAACAAUCUCUCAGAUUGGUGCUGACAGGUGGAUGCACGCUCUUACUGAAUCUGAAAAGGCCAGACUCCUUCAUGAGCGUUUAGAGACGUAUUCCAAGAGCCAAUAUAAGCUAAAACAAAAGACCGAAGAGAUGCGAAGGAAAACCAUUGUAUGUCAGCGUGAAAAUAGCUUUUUCAUAGAUACAGUUCGAAAGUUUCGUGAUCGUCGCUACCGGUUCAAGAGAGAGCAGAAAGACCAUUCCUUAAAGCUGAGUAAAGCAAAGAAACAGCUCACCGAAUUAAUGGAAGCAGGCCUUGAAGCGUCUGAAGAUGCCCAAAAUUUACGAAGGGAAAUAGACUCCCAAACUGGGCUGAUAGUUUUAAAGGAGUCACUCCAAUUGGCUCACAAAUGCAUUCUCAACUCCUUCUACGGAUACGCCAUGCGCAAAGGAAGCCGUUGGUAUUCCCUUGAGAUGGCUGCAGCCGUCACACAUGCUGGUGCAACCAUUAUAAAGCGUGCACGGACCCUUAUUGAAAUGAUUGGGUUUGUGCUAGAGCUGGACACGGAUGGGAUUUGGUGCUGUUUACCAUCAUCGUUUCCUGAAACCUGUACGUUUACUAUUAUCGAUCCAGGAAACACUGAUGCCCAAAGCAGCCGGAGGGUAAGCUUCAGCUAUCCUGGAACAAUGUUAAAUGCACUGACACAAACGCAGAACACUAAUAAGCAGUAUCUUAUUAACGUCAUACAUAAUAAGGAUCCUCCAUCUCAUGACCAUGGCAUUAAAUUAAAGUGUGAUAAGAAUGCUCAAGGAUCCCUUCCUGGAUUUGACUCUAAUGAUAUGUCAUUGUUAUUAUAUGCGUCCUCUCCAUCUAGGGAUUUGUUACUAGGCAAGAAUACCUCGUCUUCUAGCACUCAGUUGGAAUCGCCAAUUAAGGCAUGGAAAAGAGUCAAUGAGUGCACAAUUGAGUUUGAGGUUGAUGGACCCUACUCAUGUAUGGUUUUAUCAGCAGCUAGAGAAGAGGGUGUUCGAAUCAAGAAAAAGUACGCAGUCUUUGACCUUACGGGGGGCCUUUCGGAACUGAAAGGAUUUGAGCUCAAAAGGAGAGGUGAGCUAAAAAUUAUCAAGUCAUUUCAGACACGUGUUUUUUCCCAAUUCCUUAAGGGUGGAACUCUGGAGGAUGCAUACGAUCACGCAGCAAGGGUUGCAAAUACGUAUUUGGAUAUUAUUUAUACCAAGGGAUCCUUCCUUACAGAUCAGCAACUCAUUACACUUAUAUCUGAGGCCAGUACUCUGAAAAACUCCCUCAACAGUACGCCCAAAAACCGCAAAUCCACUUCUAUUACAUGUGCUCGCCGCAUGACCAGCUUUCUUGACCCUUUGUUCGCAAGUGUAGACGGAUUAAGCGUUGAGUACAUCAUUAGUAAGCUCCCAGAGGGAUCACCUGUUAGUGAAAGAGCUGUUCCAGUCCAGAUAUUCAAUUCUCCCGAACAUGUACGGUUCAAGUUUCUUCGACAAUGGAUAGGAGAUCACAAAGGCGACACUGUUGCAGAUAUACGUGAACUUAUUGACUGGGAUUACUACCUAGCUAGACUGUCCGGAGCUAUCUAUAAGAUAAUAGUUGUUCCAUCUGGUCUCCAAGGGAUUGCAGCCUCACCAGUUCAAAGAAUUGCAUUUCCUGAUUGGCUGGUCCAAUCCCAGGCACAACUAUCCACCAAGCAAUUCAGUAACAUUUUGCAGCAGUAUUUAAAGAUAGGAAGUGAAAAAUCUAAGGCCGCAAAGUUAAAUACACAAGCAAUCGAACGCGGAAAUCCUUAUCCUAACGAAGAGCCUCUGUCCUCUGCUAAUACUAGUAACAUUCAAGAAGAUGACCCCAACGAAAGUGAAGAUGAGAAUGAUACCGUUUCAACUGGGACAGAAUCCGAUGACAGUAGUUGCAGCCAUGAAGAAAAAGAUGGUCACGUUAGGCCGCACCUUGUCGAGAACAGGCUCGUCCACCACCCAAAAACAGCUGCAGAAUUUUCACGAUGGUAUAUGCAGCAAACCGUUUACUGGACAGAACUUGUGGAGAAGAACAUCAUUGGAAGGCCGUACUAUCUCUCUCACAAUGUAUCUCUCGGCGGUAAACAUUCCAUAUCCCAUCAAUUACGUGCCAAUCGUGCGAUGUAUGAUGCCAGUAACGAUUUUAAGUUACACAUAGUGACCGUUACUGUUCUCCCCUCGGGAAAAGUAUCGUGCUUCUGCAUAAAUAAGAAUAGGAUAAUGAAACGCAUUAUCUUUGGAACAUCGGUACGGGUAUACUUCAACCUCAAAACUGCCAUUCCGCAGGAUGUUAUUGCUAAUUAUUCAUCACCGACACUUACAAUUGCUGAUGUUACGAAAAAGAAUCUGGUUCUUCCCGAUAUGGCUUGUUGUACUCAGCUGUUGCUGUAUGAAAUGAGUGCAGAUACACAUGCAUCGGGACAGUCGUCCUUCCAAGAAUUGAAAAGCAGUGUUGUUGUAACGGACGUUUACGAAGCUGAUGUAUCAGGGCCUUUUCGGUUCUUAAUUGAGUUUCGUCACAAGUUGGACCUUCCCGAAACAUAUGAAAGUAGAAGAUUUCUUAACAUGGGGGAAGUACCAUACACAUACUCAGCAAAGUAUGCUAGUCAAGGAUCUGCAAAGAAUGGUACUGAUUGGUUUUCUAUUUUUCCAUUUGAAAAGGAUACUUCACCGUGUUACCCUGUUGGUUUUGUGGUAGAGACAAACAAGCAUCUUACAAGCCUACUUCCAGAUGGACGGUUGGCACUCAUAACUGUUGCUACUGACAUUGAUCCACUUAACUUAGAUAUUGACGCAGAGGCAGUAGCCCCUGACGUAGCUUCUCUUUUUGCUCAGUUGCUAGAGGAUUUUGUGGGACACCUUUCCACAGGGGCCACCAAACCAGGCCAGGCUACAUUAGAUUCAGUAGUUGCUCACACAUUUAGGUAUAUCCUAAGAGUCAUUAAGCAGUGUGGGGUUGAAGAAAAGGAAAGGACGUCAGGAUUGAAUAUACAGACACUCAAGAAUGCUCUCCUAUUUAGAACAGCAAGAAAUCCAAGUGAUGCCAUUGAAGCCCUUGCAGAGUUAUAUAGUCAAAAUAGUGAGUCUGCAUUAUUAUUCUGGAAAGCAGAUUGCAAAAGUAAGAGCCGAGCCAGAAGCACGUCGACAAACAUAUAUUUCAAAGAGCAACAUUUUAUCAUUGAUUUGCCUGAAAACCCGUGUCCGUACACAGAGAUCCUAAUCUCACAUGACACGCAUGCCCCUUACAACCAAGACGCACCAACUGAAGAGCCAAGUCUGAAGCGACCACCCGUUCUUUCUGCAUGCAACUCAGAAAUCACAAGACGUUUCACUAUGAUGCUCCAACCCUUAGUAUCUCUAAUAGUUGACACAAUAGUGGCUCAAUAUAUCUCUCACAUUUUCACUAUUCCUAUAAACCUCGUGCUAGAUGAAUCUGAGUUCUGUAAAGUUGUUCUUCCUCAAGAUCUUCUAUCUGGAACUCAAGCAUCCUGUACUACUACUCUACUACUUGAUACCCUUAUUGCAAGAGAGUAUGCCAACAACAACAUGCUGCUGCCAUCACGAGACCGGAAAGAAUCAAGAAUGUUUGCCACCGAAUACACGUUGCGAAGUGGAAUGUACCACGGUUACAGCUUGAUGAUUCCAGUAAGGAAUACGUUUAUGCAGCUUCUUAUGAACUAUCUUAUAAAGCCUCCUGUUGUAAUCGCAACGCCAUCAAAUCAAACAAUUAAGGCUCUCCCAGCUCGUGUAACCUCCGCGUCCCGCUUGCGCAUGCUCAGCAAAACACUCAAAGGUAUUGCAUUUUCACAGAGCAUCCCUGCGCAAGUUAAGCACCAUAUUUCGAGCAUGAUAAAAACAUAUCUCUUCUCCAAUGUGUCUCUUUUAUUUAGCAAUGGAAUGGUUGAAAUUCUAUACGAAGAACUUCACCAGUUUUACGCAACAUAUGACGAUAUCCUCGCAGAAAGCGGAUACAUCCUGGUGUACGCAGAUGUCACGAAAAACAUCAUCGCGUCAGAGAAGAUGGACCCAGAACUGCUUUUAAAUAGUUAUCGCUACUUGCUGCGUAACGUCUACUCGACGGGUCUCUUUCAGCUGUACGAACUACCAUCUGUGGAGGCUGUCUGCCAGUGUUUGUGUGGAUGUCCCGCCUAUAGCAACGCCAUCAAAGAGGCUCUAGUAAUGCAACUACACAACAAUACUAUCAUGAACAUAGAGGGUUCUGUCUUCCUUUCAAAGGCAAAGGCACAAGCAAAACAAGCUUUAGAGUCCUCCCCUAGUUAUGCGUUAAAAUCCCCAGCCACAAUAAACCCAACCUCGAAACAAGAAGAAGCGAAGACAGGAGAGGCAGCGUUCUGUUUUAACUCAAAUAUACCACAAAUUACAGUAAUACGCCAUCUGGCGUUCAUAGAUAUUGCAAACUACUUUGGAUACUCGUGCAACCUAGACCAUGUGAUAGGUCAUUUUAGUGCUCAAGAGCCACUACCAAAGGAGCUUAGAUACAUCUUCCAGCUAGCUGCAUCUGCGUACUCUCUAAUCAUGAACGACAGUAUAAGCAAGAGCGCUAAAUCUGUCUCCUCGGCAAAUGGAGAACUGAAAAGCAGUGGAACGAGAUUCAUUGAGUUUCUUCAAAAAUGCGUUUUUGACAUGGCGCCCUUUACUAAGGACGAGCAGGCUGUCUUCAUGGGCAAAUUAGUUGCUCUACAAGCAAAUGCUAAGAUCCGCGAAACGCUACAUACACUGGCAGAUCUAUUUCACAUCUAUUAUAUUAAAAACAUAACUCAGUGGCCUCAGAAAGUAACGCACAUGUACGCACAAGCAGGAAUGUCGAAGUUGUUAGAUAGUCUAUCACCUGGGAUAUACUUUGUUAGAACAUUUCUGUACAUUUUUUCACUAGAUGAACGAAUCAGAGAUGUGACUAGGUCGUUCUGCUGGGGGAUUUUGCCCGGAAUAGGAGUAUAUAGUCCCCUAGACACCAGAAUAAAGUACGAAGAAUUAUUCCAGGAAUAUAAUGUGUCGAACAUUCUGUGUGACGCAUGCAAACAACUAAACCGCCUGGAUGUUAUGCGUAAUAAGGCGUUCUACUGUUUCUCCUGCGGAGGCGUUAUAGAAAGUAGCGUGCUUGAGAGAGGCUUAAGUAGGCAGUUAUCACAACUGGUAACCGAUUACUUUUCUCGGCAAAGCACAUCAAGAACCGUGAUAAUUCAUAAACACAAUAAUCUAGACAAAAAUGAGGAAGAAAUGCUUCUUGACCGUGUAACAAAUGAAAUAGGAAUGAUAUUAUUGGCAUCUCAGGUUCAUGAUAUGGUUGAUCUCUUUGAAAUGUGCACGUGGUGGAGCCAACAGCUUAAUUAUCACAACAGACAAUUUAGUUUUGCGACGGUGGGGAAACAAUAG
Molecule: messenger RNA, 7773 nt
Organism: Giardia duodenalis
Lineage: Eukaryota; Fornicata; Diplomonadida; Hexamitidae
Product: DNA polymerase epsilon, catalytic subunit
Exons: 1
Coding region: 1-7773 (2590 amino acids)
Biological process (GO): base-excision repair, gap-filling; nucleotide-excision repair, DNA gap filling; DNA replication
Cellular component (GO): epsilon DNA polymerase complex
Molecular function (GO): DNA-directed DNA polymerase activity; nucleotide binding; DNA binding
Source: RefSeq, a predicted model, not a curated record